ACUUGACAGUUGAGUCUAAUUUAUAGAAAAUUCUUGGUGAGGUUAUAGUUACUCGAGAAAAAUUAUAUAAAUGUGUACGGUGAAAAAUGGCAUUAAACAUAAUAAAAAACCUGUCACGGAACCCUGCCGUACUUAAAUUGUGUUGCAGAGAUAUAACUAAUAUCUGCUUUAAUAAAUCCUGUUUUGCUGCAAAAAACAGUCGAAUACUCACCUACACAACUUUAUCAAGUUACCAAAAACAUCAGUUUAUAAGAUACUCUUCGGUACCUGCUGCGCAAAGUGAUGCUGAUUAUUGCCGUGAAAAUAAAAUAACAAUAAUAGGCGAUGACAUUCCCAGUCCAGUAAGAGACUUGGACAGUGGAAACUUUCCAGAUUAUAUUAAGAAUUUUCUUCAAGAGCAGGGCUUUACUAAGCCUACACUGAUCCAGUCCCAAGGAUGGCCAAUUGCUAUUGCGGGGAAAAAUUUUGUUGGUAUCGCUCAAACAGGUACAGGUAAAACUCUUGCAUAUUUGCUGCCAGCAGUUAUUCAACUAAAAGAAAAUAAAGGACGAAGGGGUAAGGGUCCAAGAGCAUUAGUACUGGCUCCUACAAGAGAACUUGCAAGACAGAUAGAGGAAGUUGCUAAAGAUUUUGAAAGGCUUUUGAACAUCCGUUGUCUAUGUAUAUAUGGAGGUGUGAGCAGAUCUAAUCAAGCUCAACAGUUGCAACGGGGUGUAGAUAUCCUUAUCGCUACACCUGGCAGAUUAAAUGAUUUUCUUAACAGCAGAGUGACGACUUUAAGCAGAUGUACAUAUGUGGUGUUGGAUGAGGCUGAUAGAAUGUUAGACAUGGGCUUUGAACCUCAGAUCAGGCAAGCAUUGGAAGAUGUACCAUACGAGAGACAAAUCCUUAUGUUCUCAGCAACAUGGCCUAAGGAAGUACAACAUUUAGCUAAAGAUUAUCUAGGAGAAUUUGUACAGGUUAAUGUGGGUUCUACAGAAUUGACAGCCAAUCAUAAUAUCAAACAAUGCAUAUAUGUUUGUGAACAAGACCAAAAAAUGGAUAAAUUCAAAUCUAUCAUGCAUGAAAUAUCAGGCAAUGGUUUUGGUAAGGUUCUGGUGUUCACAAAUACAAAGAAAUUUGUAGAUAGCUUGACACUGGCACUACAAAGAAAUGGCUGGCCGGCGGUCGGCAUACAUGGUGACAAAACGCAACUUCAAAGGGAUAUUAUUAUUAAUAAAUUUAGAAGCGGAAAAACUAAUAUUCUUGUUGCCACAGAUGUUGCUGCAAGAGGCUUAGAUGUUGAUGGUGUAACACAUGUUGUGAACUAUGAUUUUCCAAACACAUCUGAAGAUUAUAUCCACAGAAUUGGAAGAACUGGCAGAUCAGAUAAUAAGGGUGUAGCUCAUACUAUCUUAACAAGCGAGAAUGCUCGACAAGCAAGAAGUCUUAUACAAGUACUCAAGGAAGCAAAACAAGAAGUUCCACAUGAAUUGGAACAGCUGUGCCGUGAUUACGGCAGCAUGAAGUUCAAGGAGCAGCAGACGAAAUAUAAACCUAAAAACAAUUAUAAAUGGAAGAAUUAUAAUAACAGGAAUUAUAACAGAGAUGGUUGGAACUCACGCGACAAGUUUGGCAGUAUGCGUGAAAUGUAUUAGAUUUAUUUAAAAAUAACUUUUAAUGUUGUUUUAUUUAUAUAAUAGCUAUGUUACCUGCAAUGUACAUUACCCUUUAUGUACGACUUUUAUUUUUAGAUACUCAGGUGUCAAUUUGAUAAUUUAGUUUAGGCACAAUAACAAUAGAUAAUUGUAACCACUGUGAUAGAAAUAUAAAUCUUAAUAAAUA
Messenger RNA from Danaus plexippus (monarch butterfly), 1824 nucleotides. RefSeq names its product ATP-dependent RNA helicase p62-like. The record is from RefSeq and is a predicted model, not a curated record. The transcript is spliced from 5 exons. Gene Ontology annotation, molecular function: ATP binding; RNA binding; RNA helicase activity. Lineage: Eukaryota; Metazoa; Arthropoda; Insecta; Lepidoptera; Nymphalidae. Bases 87 to 1637 code for a protein of 516 amino acids. Gene Ontology annotation, cellular component: ribonucleoprotein complex; nucleus; cytoplasm.